Molecule: messenger RNA, 3666 nt
Organism: Pochonia chlamydosporia 170
Lineage: Eukaryota; Fungi; Ascomycota; Sordariomycetes; Hypocreales; Clavicipitaceae
Product: Ras guanine-nucleotide exchange protein
Exons: 2
Coding region: 1-3666 (1221 amino acids)
Biological process (GO): Ras protein signal transduction; positive regulation of GTPase activity
Cellular component (GO): plasma membrane
Molecular function (GO): protein binding; guanyl-nucleotide exchange factor activity
Source: RefSeq, a predicted model, not a curated record
AUGCUGAGCGAGCGCUCCCUGGGGGCUAAUACUCGCGCGGUUCGUGAAUUGGCGGCGUAUUAUCAUCCAGACCAGAUUUCCCAUGGAUCAUACGAGUCGAAUCAACAAACAACACUCUUCUCGCAGAGCCAUAUGACUCCCCCAACAACCCCGAAUGGCUCCCAGGAGGAUCUUUCUCCAGAGCACAUCGCGCCACCAAUUUUCCACAACUUCUUGAGAGCUUUUUACCCAUUUCACCCAAGCUAUGCGAUAUCUGACUCAAGUGUGACGCUACCGUUAGAGGAAGGAGACGUUGUCCUGGUACAUUCAGUUCAUACCAACGGGUGGGCGGAUGGAACAUUAUUGGCGUCCGGCGCCAGAGGUUGGCUGCCGACUAAUUACUGUGAAGCCUACGAGCCAGAAGACAUGCGAAGCUUGCUCAAGGCCCUUUUAAACUUCUGGGACUUGCUUCGAAGCACCUCGGUCAAUGACAGCGAAAUUUUUCGAAAUCAGGAAUUCAUGAAGGGUAUUAUUGCUGGCGUUCGAUACCUUCUGGAACGAACUGGUUGCCUCAAUAGAGAGUCAAGCAUUGUACAACGCAGCGAUGCUUUGCGCAAGGGUCGCAAAUCAUUGCUUUCUGAGUUGUCUUCGCUCGUGAAAACUGGUAAAAGAUUACAAGAAAGCCAAAGUGGUACUCUGUACCCACCCGAGGAUGCUAACGACAUCAUUGAUGAAAUGAUUCUUCGAGCUUUCAAGAUUGUCACAAAGGGGGUCCGGUUCCUCGACGCGUUGGAAGAUGAUCGGCAGGCCCGUGCUCCCGCAUCAGUUACAGUCAUGGCAACAGUUGCUGAAGAAUCCUUCAUACCCCCGACACCGCCCGCAGACCGAAGCACGUUCGAUGAUUCAAGAACAGACAAUGCAUCCAGCGAAGCAGGCUCACGGGCCACUGCAACUGACGACGUGGGGACCAGUGUUGCGAGUGUCGCAGCUUCAGAAACAAGUGAGGGUGUUCGGAACUCGCUGGGACCGUGGAAUAAGCGCCUGUCAUCUCUUAUUGCUCCAACAAACCCUGGUCCCUUGACAAGCUCUGGCCAGAACAGGAAUUCUCAAAGUAGCCUACAGAACCAUCGCCUUUCUGCUGGAAUGGCUCACAGGGUCUCACUGGCCGGGCCUUCUCCAUUAUCGAGACCUCAACACCUAGUAUCUGAGCGCCUGAACCGCAGCCAUGAUAAAUUUCUUUCUCAUCUCGGUUCGUUUAUCGGAAGGUUACAUCUGCAGUCGCAAUCACGACCAGAGUUGUCGUCGGCCAUUAAGCAGUCUGCUACCUCUGGUGGAGAGUUACUUGCUGUGAUGGAUAGCGUAUGUGCUUAUAACAGCUCUAGCGUGGCCUCAUUGAGCAAAGUACGCCUGGCCAUGUUCGAACGUAUUCAAGUUCUUGUUCUUUCCGCCCGGGAUACAUUGGCCAAUGCCGCGACAGAGGGUGCAGACUUGAUCAUGCCCCAGGACAAUGGGAUCUUGCUCUUGGCUGCUACUGGUUGCGUCAGAGCAGCGGGAGAGUGUGUUGCUAAAACUAAGGCGGCCAUUGAAAGAGUCGGAGAUUUCGAGUUUGAACUAGAGGGCUUUACUCUGGGUAUUGAUUUGAGCAUCCUGGACAUUGCUGAAGAGCGGGCUAGAACACCAUCCGUCGCAGAACGAUCGGACGUGGUCAGCAGCGCUGCUGAAUCUUUUCAAACCUGCGAAUCAUCCAUCACGGCGGCACGCCGUCCCACGGUUGCUACCCCUGGAACCGACAAACCGCUCCCAAGAGUACCUCGCAUCAGUAUCCCCGAUACUGGCUCUCGGCAAGGUAGCUCUCCGGUGUCUUCUCGACCCUCUUCAAUACAUGACGACAAUGCCUCUAGUGUAGCUUCGUCGGUCUCGUCGAUUCGCCCAGUGCUGCCGGCCUUACCCAAACCAUCCAAUCUUUGUGAACAGGCCCAGCCAGCCAUGGAUGCGUCGACAAUGGAACAAGAGCAACACGCAUCUCGUUUUGACAGCUUAGCAGCUUCAAGUGCUGGAAGUAGCGGCACAUACCUGAGCAGAGAUUCGGAGGCGAGCGUAGUAUCCCAGACUUCGACUCGUGCGACAACCCCGGAUCACGCGUUAGUACCUCGCAGCCAGCCAUCCAUGUCCGAUAUGAGUGCGACAGGUAGCUUCUCGCAAACAGAUGACCAAGAUGAUGUGGAAACUAGGCUUCUGGAGAAGACUUUUGCUCAUGAGCUCAUGUUUAACAAGGAAGGUCAGGUUACUGGCGGAUCGCUCCCUGCCCUCGUUGAACGUUUGACAACUCAUGAGUCGACACCAGACGCCACUUUUGUGUCCACAUUUUACCUCACAUUCCGCUUAUUUUGCACGCCGAUUAAGCUUACCGAAGCUUUAAUGGAACGAUUUGAUUACGUCGGCGAGUUUCCGCAUAUGGCUGGACCGGUUAGGCUGCGAGUUUACAACGCCUUCAAAGGGUGGCUGGAGUCGCACUGGAGAGAUCAGAGCGAUCGAGAUGCUUUGAAACUCAUCAUUCCUUUUGCCGAGUUGAAGCUCACCUCGGUUCUUCCGUCUGCUGGGAGGCGGUUACUGGAACUAGCUAAGAGGGUCUCUGGGGAUGGCUCUCUUGUUCCAAGGCUGGUGUCCUCAAUGGGCAAAACAAACACAUCUAUUGCACAAUACGUGCCCGCAGAUACUCCCUUGCCACAGCCUGCCAUCUCCAAGAGCCAGCAGAAUUUGCUCACGUCUUUCAGAACCGGAGGCAACGGGCCCACACUUGUUGAACUCGACCCUCUUGAAGUUGCAAGACAGUUGACCAUCAAGCAAAUGGGCAUCUUUUGCUCGAUUUUGCCAGAAGAGUUGCUGUCUUCGCAAUGGAUGAAGAAAGGCGGGGUUGAUGCCCCGAACGUCAAGGCCAUGUCGGCAUUGUCGACAGAUCUCUCUAACCUGGUUGCUGAAACCAUUCUUCAGCAUUCGGAGAUUAAGAAACGCGCCGCUGUGAUAAAACAGUGGAUCAAGAUUGCCCACCAGUGCCUGGAACUGCACAAUUACGACGGCCUCAUGGCGAUUAUUUGCACAUUGAACAGCAGCACAAUUAGCAGACUACGGAAAACGUGGGAUGCCGUGUCCGCCAGGCGAAAGGACAUGUUGCGUCAUCUACAGGACAUUGUCGAGCCUUCACAGAACAAUAAGAUUCUGCGUACUCGGCUUCACGACCAUGUCCCGCCAUGCCUUCCUUUUCUUGGCAUGUACCUGACCGACUUGACCUUUGUUGAUAUUGGCAAUCCAGCCACCAAACAAAUGUGUCAUGGCACGGACGGUGAUGAAGAUGGCUCAGGAGGGCUGACUGUUGUCAAUUUCGAUAAACACACGCGUACGGCAAAAAUCAUUGGAGAACUACAGCGUUUCCAGAUUCCGUAUAGACUCAUGGAAGUUCCCGAGAUGCAAGAUUGGAUUACGGCACAGAUCAGACGUGUUCGUGAGGGCGACCAGGGAAAUGUCCAGGUAACCUAUUAUCGGAAGAGCCUUCUGUUAGAACCGCGGGAGAGUGGCCCUCGGCGAGAGGCAGAGCCGCCAACGCCAGUUACCUCUGGGGCAGGGCCUUCCCGAGGAGAUCUUUUUGGGUGGAUGUCCCGAGACCGGGGCCAAACAGCAACUUUGGCUUAA